ACUGCUACAGUCUGAUUUUGCAAUUUGCAUGUAAAUAGUUGUUAGUGAACACUAUUUAGGUUAUCUUACAUAUUUUGUUUUUUCAAAGUAUUGUCUCGCUUAUUCUUCCCUACUAGCAUCGUAGUUUUACUCUUGUAGUUUCUUGUCCUUUGAUUUUGGUUACUAUAUGUUGUUUCUUGCGCUUCAAUAACCAGUGACGGAACCAGAAUUUUCAUCCAGGGGGUUUAAAAAUUCUAAAAGGUAAAUACACGAAGAAGUCAGGGAGUUCAACAUCUACUAUAUAUACAUAACAAAAUAAUUUUAACUUUAAAAAUAUACUGUAAUUUUUCGCCGAGGGGGUUCGGAUGAACCCCCGGAGCUAAUGUGGCUCCUCCCCUGUCGAUCACCGUAUUAUUUGUUGUAGUUACUGAUCCUUUUUUUUUUUUCAUAAUGCUUUGACAUGCUUUCUAUAGUAUUUUGCCAUGACUUUUCAUUUUCGCUAUUUCUUUUUCCAACCUGCUUUGAAAUAUUUCCUUGAGCCGAGGUCAUUUUCGCUAUUUCUUUUUCCGACCUGCUUUGAAAUAUUUCCUUGAACCGAGGUCUAUUGGAAGAAGGUCUAUUGGAAACAGUCUCUCUAACUCCCAAGGUUGGGGUAAGGUGUACACAUACACUCUACCCUCCCCAGAUCCCAGUUGUGAGAUUACAAUGGGAAGUGAAACAACAGAGGAACGGGACAAUGUGGUACCAUGUGGCAAAGCCAUCCGAAUUCUUGGUGAUCACUGGCAGAGGAAUUGAUGAGUUGAAAAUUGCGAAGAGGGCUAUGGUGUGGCCAUUUCAGAAAUGCACAAGAAUUGAUGUUACCCCUGUAAAUUACACCUUCGAAGUCAAUGCCAUGAGCGUGGAGAAGCUAUCUUUCCUACUCCCCGCCGUUUUCACUAUUGGUCCCCGGGCUGAUGACCACAACAGCCUUGUCAAAUACGCGAGGCUUCUUUCUCUUCAUCAGCGCGAUUCCCAUGACGUAAAAGAACUUGUUCAAGGCAUCAUUGAGGGAGAAACGCGUGUCUUGGCUGCUUCAAUGUCGAUGGAAGACGUCUUUAAAGGCACAAAAGAUUUCAAAAGCGAAGUUUUUGGAAAGGUUCAGGUGGAGCUUAACCAAUUUGGCCUUCUGAUAUAUAAUGCUAACAUUAAGCAACUAGUUGAUGUCAGAGGUCAUGAGUACUUUUCAUACUUAGGCCAGAAAACUCAAAUGGAAGCAGCAAACAGGGCAAAAGUUGAUGUUGCUGAAGCAAAAAUGAAGGGCGACGUUGGCGCCAAAAAGAGUGAAGGAUUGACAAUUCAAAGUGCUUCAAAGAUUGAUGUCGAGACAAAGGUAAUAACCGCUCAAAGACAAGGUCAAGGUAAAAUGGAGGAGAUCAAGGUGGGAUCAGAAGUUAAGAUUUUUGAGAAUCAGCAAGAAGCUGAAGUGUCCGAGGCGAAUGCAAAACUAGCAACCAAGAAAGCGGCAUGGGCUCAGCAGGCAAAGAUGGCAGAGGUGGAAUCUGAAAAAGCCGUGGAAAUACGGGAGGCUGAGUUACAGCGAGAAGUCGAGCAAAGGAAUGUCCUGACUAAGACUGAGAACUUCAAGGCUCAAUUCCUCAGCAGGGCUAAUGUGGAAUAUGAGAUUAAGGUGCAAGAGGCAAAUUGGGAGUAUUACCAAAAGCAAAAAGCAGCUGAUGCAAUACUGUAUGAGAAAGAAAAGUUAGCAGAGGCUCGAAGGGUCGAAUCAGACGCUGAAACAUACGCGAAAAAACAAGCUGCAGAUGUUGCGCUCUAUGCCAAGACGAAAGAGGCAGAAGGACUUGUGGCUUUUGCAGCAGCACAAGGAUUUUACAUACAAACAUUGUUGUCAGCAUUGGGAGGAAAUUACAUAGCAUUAAGGGAUUACUUGAUGAUUAACGAAGGGAUAUACAAGGACAUCGCCAAGUUCAAUGCAGAAGCUAUUAGAGGACUGCAACCGAAGAUCACUAUUUGGUCAAAUGGUGAUGGGGAGAUGAGUGAUGGAACGAAUGCACGAAAAGGAAAUGGAGCUAUGAAGGAGAUGGCCGAACUUUAUAGUGUAAUCCCUCGGUUGUUACAGACUGUGAAUGAGCAAACUAAGAUGCUGCCUCCACCAUGGUUGAGUACUUACAGCACAAACAAGGCCACAUCAAGUGAAUCAGCUUAAUGGUUUCUCACAAAAUGGUUGAUAUUAGCUAACUUGCUGGUAAAUGAUCUACUAGUAGACUCAAUUUAGGCACAAUAUUUCAUUGGGAAGUAAAGGAAUUAACAGUUUAGAUUACUAUGCUUUAACUAGUACUAGUAUGAUGUUCACAAACAUGCUUUUUCUUUCUUUUCGCACCCAAGGGUGGAUGAAGUGGGUUGAGAAUUAUGUGA
Lycium barbarum (goji berry) is the source of this 2391-nucleotide messenger RNA. Its product is annotated as flotillin-like protein 6. The coding region runs from base 716 to 2182 and encodes 488 amino acids. The record is from RefSeq and is a predicted model, not a curated record. Gene Ontology annotation, cellular component: plasma membrane; plasma membrane raft. The transcript has 3 exons. Gene Ontology annotation, biological process: protein localization to plasma membrane. Lineage: Eukaryota; Viridiplantae; Streptophyta; Magnoliopsida; Solanales; Solanaceae.